AUGACUAUCCCCAGCCGUUCUUCAAAGCGCAGCAGCGCCGCCACCGCAGAGCAGCGGCCCUUGCUGCAGCAAUCAAAGAAGCAUCAGACAGCAGCAGCAGCAGCAGCAGCAGCAGCAGAUGAUCAGCUGCGCAGCAGCACCUGCAGCGGCGACACCGGUUCUCCCAAGUCUGCCUCAUCUGCAGCAACAAGCGAAUCAGCAGCAGCAGCAGCUGCUGCUGCUGCCGCUGCUGCUGCAGCAGCAGCACGUCCUUUUCUGCCGGCUUGGGGCCCCAGCCAGCUGCAGCAGCUACGUGAAGCAGCAGCAGCAAUAUUUGCUGCGCACCGUCUAACACUGAAGGUGAUUCCUGUGUCUGCAGAGCUGCAAGGAAAGUGCAGCAGCAGCAGCAGCAGCACCUCCUCCCAGCCACAGCAGCAGCAUCAGCAGCAGCAGCAGCAGCAGCAGCAGAAGGGUGCACUGGAUUUGCUGCAGCAGCAGCAGCUGCGAAACUUGAGAGAUUAUCUGCCUCGUAGAAUCGCUGAAAACAUAUCUUUUUGUUUGUCAGAUGUAAAUCUACCUGAGAGCAGCAGGAACAGAAAUCUGCCGCUGCAGCUGCUGCCUUCCGGAGACCCCACAGCUGCUCUCGCACCAGCUGUCUUGCAGGCUGCAGCAGAAGCUGCUGCUGCUGCUGCAGCAAAAGUUCGAGAAGAACAUCAGCAGCAACGAAAGCAGCACGAAGAAGAAGGGGGUCCUGAUAUUAACAGCAGCAAAAACUGCAACGCCAACAGCAAUAGCAACAGCAGCAGCAGCAACAGCAGCAGCAGCAACAGCAGCAACAGCAACAGCAACAGCAGCAGCAACAGCAGCAGCAACAACAGCAGCAGCGAUCCCGUUGGUUCUGAUGAAUCAGGAUCUUCAGGAGCGUCAGCAGCAGCAGCAGCAGCUGCUGCUGCUGCUGCUGCUGCAGUAAUAUCUUGUCGCAGCGGCAGCAAAAAGAGCUGCAGCAACAUUCAGCGCAAGAAGUUGAGGUCGCUGAUGGAGGGGCUAAGAGAGGAGACAUUUUCGGGUUUCUGGCUGCUGCUGCUGACAGACAAGUACCGCCUGCAGCAGCAGCAGCAGCAGCAGCAGCAGCAGAAGCCGAAGCACCAGCAGCAGCAGGAGCAGGAGGGAGAUACAGCAGCAGCAGCAGCAGCAGCAGCAGGUGGAGGGGGGCAGCUAAAAAGAUUAGUAGUGUGCGGAGCUCUAAUAGAGAUCCUUGAGAAUGAAGAGAGACAGCUGCAAGCUGUCUGGGCGUGUCCAAACCUCAGCAGCAGCAGCACGAGGUUGCUGCUAGAUGUCUUCUUGCGUGUUGCUGCAGCAGAAGCAUUUGCUGCUCAGCCCCACUCCAGCAGCAGCACCAGCAGCAGCAGCAACGGUAACUGCAGCAGCAGCAGCAGCAGCAGCAGCAAGAAGGAUAAGGGGACGAAGAAAGAGAAGCGCAGCGACAAACACAAACACAAGCACAAACACAAGCAGCAGCAGCAGCAGCAGGAGGAGGAGGCAUUGCAGCUGCAACCGGUGCAGCAGCAGCAGCAGCGGAAGCUGCUGUUUGCUUCCUGCAGCGAUCUCUUUGACUGGCCGCGUCAAGCGGCCUUCUUAAUUGCUGCUGAAGAGCUGCAGGGAUGGAGACUUCACUGCGAGCUGCUGCUAGAAGAAUCUGCUGCUGCAGGUGGUGGUUCUGAUGGUCGUGCUUCGAAAGGCUCUGGAGCAGCAGCAGGAACAGCAGCAGCAGCAGCAGCAGCAGCAGCAGGGCGGCCUGAAUUUCAUUACUUUUAUGCAAUAACCGAGGGUUUGCUGCUGCAGCAGAUACCUUCUCAGCAGCAGCGGCAGCAGCUGCUGCUGGAGCUGAGCCCUCACGAGAGGCAGCUGCUUCCUCAAGGGUGGGUGCAGCAGCAGGGUUGGCUUGAUGUGCUGCAGCAGUUGGCUGCUGCUGCUGCUGCUGCUGCUGCUGCUGCUGAGGUGUAUGCGCACCUCCCGCUGCUGCCGCAGCUGCUCGACAUACCACCGCUUUCGGUUGAAGAUGAUGAAUGCUGCGGCCUCUCUUUAAACGCUGCGCUGUCUAUACACUCCAAAUUGCAGCAAUAUGCUCAGCCCUAA
Messenger RNA from Eimeria acervulina, 2115 nucleotides. RefSeq lists its product as hypothetical. The transcript has a single exon. NCBI's taxonomy places the organism in Eukaryota, Apicomplexa, Conoidasida, Eucoccidiorida, Eimeriidae. Bases 1 to 2115 code for a protein of 704 amino acids. The record is from RefSeq and is a predicted model, not a curated record.